Oncorhynchus masou masou (cherry salmon) is the source of this 4044-nucleotide messenger RNA. Its product is annotated as patatin-like phospholipase domain-containing protein 2. The coding region runs from base 209 to 1639 and encodes 476 amino acids. Gene Ontology annotation, molecular function: triacylglycerol lipase activity. The record is from RefSeq and is a predicted model, not a curated record. Gene Ontology annotation, cellular component: lipid droplet; membrane; cytoplasm. NCBI's taxonomy places the organism in Eukaryota, Metazoa, Chordata, Actinopteri, Salmoniformes, Salmonidae. The transcript has 9 exons. Gene Ontology annotation, biological process: triglyceride catabolic process; positive regulation of triglyceride catabolic process; lipid homeostasis.
UCUCAAUACAUAACUGUCUCUUUGUACAUACACGAGAGGAGUAGACUGAGUAGUGUGCGCUAGUUUGAGCCGUCCUCUUUCGGAACUGUUGUUGACAUUCAGUAAUGAAGGGAACUUGUCAUAGACUCCAAGGGUAAAAUUUGGGAGUCAUUAUUACAAGCGCAUUUACCCAAACGUCUAGGUUCUCUCCAAGGACUGUCCACCCGGGAUGUUCGACCUAACGAAGGAAUGGAAUCUGUCGUUUGCCGGCUGCGGGUUCCUGGGGAUCUAUCACAUCGGAGUGGCCAGCUGCCUGUUGGAACAAGCGCCUUACCUCAUCAAAGGUGCCACCAAGAUCUACGGGGCUUCGGCCGGUGCCCUAACCGCCUCGGUGCUCGCCAGCCAGGCAUCCAUAGCUAAGUGCUGUGAGGAUGUGAUCGAGACAGUCAAGGAGGCCCGGAAGCGUAACCUGGGUCCCCUCCACCCCUCCUUCAACCUGGUCAAGGUCAUCAGGUCGGGCCUGGAGCGCGACCUGCCCGCCGACGCGCACACACUCGCCUCCGGGAGGCUGUGUGUGUCACUCACUCGCGUGUCUGAUGGACAAAACGUCAUCGUGUCCGAGUUCAAGUCCAAGGAGGAGCUCAUCCAGGCACUGCUGUGUAGCUGUUUCAUCCCCAUAUACUGUGGCCUGAUCCCUCCGUCCUUCCAAGGAGUGCGUUACGUGGAUGGGGGAAUCAGUGACAACCUUCCUCGGUCGGAGCUGAAGAACACCAUCAGCAUCUCUCCGUUCUCCGGCGAGAGUGACAUCUGUCCCCGGGACACCUCUUUCAACUUCCACGAGCUGCGCUUCACCAACACCUCCAUCCAGAUGAACCUGGACAAUAUGUACCGCCUCAGCAAUGCCCUGUUCCCCCCAGAACCCAAGGUCAUGGCAGAGAUAUGUCAGAGUGGCUACAAGGACGCCCUUCGCUUUCUUGAGGAGAACCAUCUGCUGAAGCUGGAGUGUCCGACUGCCGGCCCCAGCCUAUCAGAAGACACACACACCUGCUGCUGCAAGCCCAUCGCCACGGAAACCACUAAGGACUGGAUGCUCCGCCGGCUCCGUCUCCUGAGGAAGCGGCACUGGUGGCUGGAUGAGCAGAUUGUUGACAACCUGCCCUCCCAAAUCAAAAAAGUGUUUUGUGAGGCGUGCCAGCAGAAACCUGGUCUGUAUGCUCAGGUGUCUGAGAUGCUGCCGGUCAGAGUGGCCUCCUACAUGCUCCUGCCCUGCACACUACCUGUGGUAUCGGCCUACUCAGUGGGCAAGAGGUUUGUGGAGUGGAUCCCAGAGGUGCCUGCAGAUAUGCGUUGGCUAGCUGGGGUGGCUGGGGAUGUGGCUGGGAGCAUGUACAGACAGACCCGGAGAGGAGCACUAGCAGACAUAACCAGUGAUGGUUCCCUGAGGAAUUGCAUGAGCCUGCCCCUACCCCUGGACAGUGACGGACCCAGGGAGAGAAACAGUCAUCUCUCCGGGUUCGCUCUCUCUGCUCUUGAUCUCCAAAGCCAAUACUGGAACAUCCCCACCGCCCCCUCUUCCCGCCGCCCCACCAGCCCCCUCAUGCCCAGCCCCUCCCCACGACAGAUCUGCUUCUUUGUUGGCUCGCAGGACGAGACUGACUGACAGUCCCAUCCACCAAUGAGAGGACACUUUGGCUUUGUUUUAAAAGAUGACAGGACAGUCCAGCUCAAGAUCCCUCCCACAGGGCCUGUCUAUAGGCUAUAGGAACUGGGAUGGACAAAUGAUGGUCAUGUGAUUGAAUAGCUGUGGGAUCCGGAACUGUUGCUAUAGACACACUAAUCAUGUAUUUUGAUCACUCUAACAAUCAUAUUUUAUUAUACAGGACACAUUGUAGAACAAUUUACCAAAGACCUCUGCAAGUGAAUUAUAAAUUUUUAUAAAUAGCUAUGUCUAGUUUUUCCAGAUUACUUGUUGUCACUACAACUAUACCUAGCUACUUACAGUACCUACCUACCAGAGGAGGCUGGUGGAAGGAGCUAUAGGAUGACCGGCUCAUUGUAAUGGCUGGAAUAGAAUAAAUGGAACGGUAUCAACCACAUCAAACAGGGGCAGCAGGUAGCCUAGUGGUUAGAAUGUUGGGCCAGUAACCGAGAGGUUGCUGGAUUGAAUCCAUGAGCUGACAAGGUCAAAAUCUGUCAUUUUGCCCAUGAAAAAGGCAGUUAACCCACUGUUCCCCGGUAGGCUGUCAUUGUAAAUAAUAAUAUUUUCUUAACUGACUUUCCUAGUUAAAAUAAAAAACAUAUGGAAACCACAUGUUUGACUCUGUUCCAUUAAUUCCAUUCCAGCCAAUACAAUGAGCCUGUCCUUCUAUAGCUCCUCCCACCAGCCUCCUCUACUACCUAUUUACAGUACACAGGAGGUUGGUAGCACCUUAAUUGGGGGGAUGGGCUCGUGGUAAUGGCGGUAGAGGAAUGGUAUCAUGGUUCCCAUGUAUUUUCUGUUCCAGACAUUAUUAUGAGCUGUCCUCCCCUCAGCAGCCUCCUUUGCAACAGUACCUACCUACGCGUGUUCAAUUAAAUGUAGCAUUCAUUCCUAAUGGACUGUUGACCUGAGUUAAAGUUGACUUCCUUGACUAUGAGCUGUGCGUUUUCCUGACUACUAUUAGACAGGACCCUUGAACUGAACUAUGAACUACUGUGAUGAGCUGUGAUGUCAAGAAAUUUGAAUCACAAUGUUCUUGAAAGUUCCUUUCAGAACUUCCCUUAAUGUUGACCAUUGCUUUUGCACAAUGACUUGAGUUGCAUAGGAAUCACAAUUUUUAUAUGGCAUCUCAAAUGGGUCAUUUUCAUGAAACCAGUUUUAAAAUGUAUGUAGAAAACUGAGUUAAAAAACCAUGAUGCAUCUGCAAAAUCAACUAUCAUUCAGAGGACUAAGAUGUCUAGUUUUUUGGAAAGUGUCUUAUUUUAAAUACAUUUGACAUUUUUGCCAGAAUUUUGUAUUUUUCUUACCCCAAAUUCUCUUUACUGAAAUACUUUCGAAUUAAAUUCUCAAGUCAUUUUAUUAAAAACCUAAUUUCAUAUAAAUAAGACACAAAAUAUGAUGCUGCAAUUUGUCCAUAAAUCAUACAAAUGGUAUACCAGUUGACUAUAAUAAUAUUUAUAAUAAAUGCUUCAGAGUUCAAGUAACCGACACAUCUCAACAUCAACUGUUCAGAGGAGACUGCAUGAGGGCCUUCAUGGUUGAAUUGCUGCAAAGAAAUCACUACUAAAGGACACAAAUAAUAAGAAGAGACUUGCUUGGGCCAAGAAACACGAGCAAUGGACAUUAGACCGGUGGAAAUCUGUCCUUUGGUCUGAUGAGUCCAAAUUAGACAUUUUUGGUUCCAAUCCCGUAUUUUUGUGAGACGCAGAGUAGGUGAAUAGAUUAUCUCUGCAUGUGCGGUUCCCACCGUGAAGCAUGGAGGAGGAGGUGUGAUGGUGUGGGGGUGCUUUGCUGGUGCCACUCUGUGAUUUAUUUAGAAUUCAAGGCACAUUUAACCAGUAUUGCUACCACAGAAUUCUGCAGCUACACACCAUCCCAUCUGGUUCGCAUUUAGUGGGAUUAUCAUUUGUUUUUCAACAGGACAAUGACCCAAAACACACCUCCAGGCUGUGUAAGGGCUAUUUGACCAAGAAGGAGAGUGAAUGAGUUCUGCAUCAGAUGACCUGGCCUCCACAAUCACCCGACCUCAACCCAAUUGAGAUGGUUUGGUAUGAGUUGGACCACAAAGUGAAGUAAAAGCAGCAAUCAAGUGCUUAGCAUAUGUAUGAACUCCUUCAAGACUGUUGGAAAAGCAUUCCAGGUGACAACCUCAUGAAGCUGGUUGAGAGAAUGCCAAGAGUGUGCAAAGCUGUCAUCAAGGCAAAGGGUGGCUACAUUGAAGAAUCAAAUAUAAAAUAUAUUUAGAUUUGUUUAACACUUUUUUGGUUACUACAUGAUUCCAUAUGUGUUAAUUCAUAGUUUUAAUGUCUUCGCUAUUAUUCUACAAUGUAGAAAAUAGCAAAAAUAAAGAAAAACCCUUGAAUGAG